CCAACUUCAGCUUUUUUACAACACCGUGCCUUAUCUCUUACGAGUGUCGCAGGAAAGCCACCAGCGCAGGUGUUCACCGAGACUAUUAAGCUAUCUUAAUUCAUUAUACACCAUGUCGACUCGUUACAUUCCCCCAGGGCAGCAGAGGAACAUGCGCGCAUGCAUGGUUUGUUCAAUAGUCCAGACCCAAUCUACAUUUCACAAGGAAGGAUGUCCAAACUGCGAGGAGUUUCUGCGUCUCCAGGGCUCCAUGGACGCGAUUGCCGACUGCACAUCGCAAGUCUUCGAAGGCCUCAUCACACUCGCAGAACCAAGCAAAUCCUGGGUCGCAAAGUGGCAGCGACUUGAUGGCUACGUAAGAGGCGUGUAUGCGACAAAGGUGUCUGGAAUCUUACCCGAGGAGGUUGUCGAUACGAUGGAGAAUGAAGCCAGGAUCAGAUAUAUUCCUCGCGAUGGCAGUGCACAGGAGGAUUAGACACAACACAAAUGGGACUUCUUUACAUGGCGCAGGAAAUAGGUUGGGUUAAACGGCAUUGCUACGGCGUCAAUCACAGGGCAAGAAUGGGAUUAAGGAGUCGGAUUUUAGAGCCCAGUUCCUUUCAAGAAUGAGA
Pseudogymnoascus destructans is the source of this 611-nucleotide messenger RNA. RefSeq names its product transcription elongation factor spt4 (gene SPT4). Gene Ontology annotation, molecular function: RNA polymerase II complex binding; zinc ion binding. Lineage: Eukaryota; Fungi; Ascomycota; Leotiomycetes; Thelebolales; Thelebolaceae. The record is from RefSeq and is a predicted model, not a curated record. The coding region runs from base 113 to 475 and encodes 120 amino acids. Gene Ontology annotation, biological process: positive regulation of DNA-templated transcription, elongation; chromatin organization; mRNA processing. Gene Ontology annotation, cellular component: DSIF complex; nucleus. The transcript is spliced from 3 exons.